Molecule: messenger RNA, 945 nt
Organism: Camelus dromedarius (Arabian camel)
Lineage: Eukaryota; Metazoa; Chordata; Mammalia; Artiodactyla; Camelidae
Gene: WBP2NL
Product: WBP2 N-terminal like
Exons: 7
Coding region: 1-945 (314 amino acids)
Biological process (GO): positive regulation of DNA-templated transcription
Cellular component (GO): nucleus
Molecular function (GO): chromatin DNA binding; transcription coactivator activity
Source: RefSeq, a predicted model, not a curated record
AUGGCAGUGAACCAGAGCCACACCGAGAACCGCCAUGCCGCCAUCAUCCCUUUUGGCGAAAGUGAGACUCUGAAACCCAGUGCAGUGCUCAGUGUCUUGAAGCAAUGUUCAGAUGUGGACCUCUCCUUCCUACAGCAACCAGUGGGAUCCAAUCUCUUUGGUGGUACAAAGAGGGGAACAUUGUUUCUCACUUCAUACCGGGUGAUCUUUGUGACUUCACACUCAGUCAACGACCCCAUGUUUUCUUUUAUGAUGCCAUUUGAUCUGAUGAGUAACUGUACCGUUGAACAACCAGUCUUUGCCCCCAACUACAUUAAAGGAACCAUUCAGGCAGCUCCGGAUGGUGGCUGGGAAGGACAGGCUGUUUUUAAGUUAGCCUUCAGAAAAGGAGGUGCCAUUGAAUUUGCCCAGCUGCUGACGAAAGCUGCCUCUGCUGCUGCCAGAGGAAUGCCACUUGGAAAUGUAAAUUCCUGGUUCGGCCCUUCAGGACUGUAUGUUAUUACUGCGCCAGGGGGCAUGAUGUAUACCCAACAGACGCCUUGUCCAGUUGUGAUCUAUGGACCCCCACCAGCAGGAUAUGGAGCCCCGCCUGGGGGACAUGGAGCCCCACCUGUGAGAUAUGGACCCCCACCUGCCAGAUAUGGACCCCCACCAGGCGGAUAUAGACCCCCACCUGUGGGAUAUGGAGCCCUACCUGCAGGAUAUGGAGCCCCACCUGCAGGAUAUGGAGCCCCACCUGUGGAAUAUGGAGCCCCACCUGUGACAUAUGAAGCUUCACCUGCAGUAUAUGGAGCUCCCCCAGCUGGAAAUGAAGCCACACUUCCAGCAUAUGAAACUCCAUCCGCUGAAAAUAGAGCAGCUUCUCACAAAUCUAUGGCAGCUCAGCUUGAGGCUUCUCUUCCCUCUACCUCUUCUCAGGCCCAUUUACCACCUUCGAAGAAGUAA